Messenger RNA from Saccoglossus kowalevskii, 945 nucleotides. RefSeq lists its product as uncharacterized. The record is from RefSeq and is a predicted model, not a curated record. Lineage: Eukaryota; Metazoa; Hemichordata; Enteropneusta; Harrimaniidae.
AUGCCACAGGUGUACGCACAUGGUUGCGUUUUGCAGUUUGCAGCCAUGUUCAAGAUCACAGGUCAGUCAACCACUUACCCGGUUAUCUCCGAAAACAUUUUGGUUUACUUCGUCACACAUUGUGCCACAUAUUUGCAUCUAAAAUUCAGCACCAUCAAGGUUUACCUUGCAGGAAUUCGCAAUCAUUAUCUACUUGGCAGUCACUCAAAUCCGCUCGUUACUAGCCAAGGUUUGAAUCUACUUCGCCUCCAAUACGUAUUGCGAGGUAUUCGCCGUUUGCAAGGCUCUGCUACACGCCCAAGGCUGCCAAUCACCUUUGACCUGUUAAAACGCCUGUGUUUGCUACUCCGUUCAGGCGUAUAUGGGCCCUACUUUGACCUAUUGUUGGAAGCUGCUUUUCUGUUGGCAUUUUUCGGAUUCCUACAAUGUAGCGAAUUUACCUCGUUAUCACAGUCUUUCAACCCACAAGUCGGUCUCUGCGUUAAGGACAUUAAGACGCUAGGUAACUCACGCUCAGUCGAUGCCCUGGUUGUGACCAUUAAAUCAUCAAAAACUGACCAGUUCCGACGUGGAUUUGAACUUAGACUCUAUCCUACUGGCUCUGCCUUUUGUCCAGUUUCUUCCCUACAUCGCUUCCUUUUAGUUCGCCACAAGAUGGGGGCAGCACCACACAAACCACUAUUCAUGCUUCCUGAAAGAGUACCACUCGACCGUGCCCACUUCACCAACUCGCUUCGGUUUCUUCUCACUAGACUUGGCUUCAAAGCUCACCUCUUCGCAGGACACUCUUUUCGCAUUGGAGCGGCCACUACUGCAGCGAGUGUGCAUCUUCCAGACCACCUUAUUCAAACAAUGGGCAGAUGGUCGAGCAACUGCUACCGCACAUACAUCAGAACACCGGAACAGUUGCUCCAGUCAGCUUUUAAGACACUUGCUUCUGUCUGA